Messenger RNA from Triticum turgidum subsp. durum (durum wheat), 1515 nucleotides. The record is from the annotation of a GenBank genome assembly. Lineage: Eukaryota; Viridiplantae; Streptophyta; Magnoliopsida; Poales; Poaceae.
AUGGCCUCGCCAGCAAACCCCAUCUUCGCUACACGCACCACAGUCUCUUCUCUUCUCGCCCCUCCUCUCCUCUUGUCCACACACCGAAAAGAUGGGCAAGACCGACAACAGAUUCAACUGGUUCUCAGCGUCGGCAGGUGGAUCCCCGGGGUCGUCCGGAUCGUGGCGCCGUUGCCCAUGCUCUCCGGGGCGUCGACGUCCUCCACUUCGCCCGGGCCCACGGUCAAGGAGGUGGUCAUCUCUGACGACAAUGAGGAGCAGCAACGGCCGCGCGGACAGAGGACCGUCCCUUUCGUGAUUAUUACGCGGGAAAAGAGUGUUCUUGGGAUUAUCCUCGGUGGUGGCGCCGGGACAAGGCUGUACCCACUGACCAAGAAGAGGGCCAAGCCUGCGGUGCCGCUGGGUGCUAACUACAGGCUCAUUGAUAUCCCGGUCAGCAACUGCCUCAACAGCAAUGUGUCCAAGAUCUAUGUGCUGACGCAGUUCAACUCUGCGUCGCUCAACCGCCACCUCUCGAGGGCCUACGGGAACAACAUUGGUGGAUACAAGAAUGAUGGCUUUGUCGAAGUUCUCGCUGCGCAGCAGAGCCCGGAGAAUCCUAACUGGUUUCAGGGUACCGCAGAUGCCGUGCGGCAGUACUUAUGGCUGUUUGAGGAACAUAAUGUUAUGGAGUUCCUUAUUCUGGCUGGAGAUCACCUGUACCGUAUGGACUACCAAAAAUUCAUUCAAGCACACAGAGAAACAGAUGCUGAUAUUACUGUGGCUGCCCUGCCAAUGGAUGAGGAGCGCGCAACUGCAUUUGGCCUGAUGAAAAUUGACGAUGAAGGGAGAAUUGUUGAGUUUUCAGAAAAACCAAAAGGAGAGAAGUUGAAGGCAAUGAUGGUUGACACCACCAUACUGGGCCUUGAUUCUGAGAGGGCCAAGGAAUUACCUUAUAUUGCUAGCAUGGGAAUCUAUGUUUUUAGCAAAGAUGCGAUGCUUCAGCUUCUUCGUGACAAUUUUCCUUCAGCAAAUGACUUUGGAAGUGAGGUUAUUCCUGGUGCAACAGAAAUUGGAAUGAGGGUGCAAGCUUACCUAUAUGAUGGUUACUGGGAAGAUAUUGGGACUAUUGAGGCAUUUUACAAUGCAAACUUGGGAAUAACCAAGAAGCCAGUACCAGAUUUUAGUUUCUAUGACCGUUCUGCCCCAAUUUAUACACAAUCUCGAUACUUGCCUCCUUCGAAGGUUCUUAACGCUGAUGUGACAGACAGUGUUAUCGGUGAAGGUUGCGUCAUUAAUACGGAAAAUGACAAGAAAGUCCUUUCUGAAAGUGGCGGCAUUCCCAUCGGUAUUGGAAAAAAUGCACACAUCAGAAAAGCAAUAAUCGACAAAAAUGCUCGAAUCGGAGAAAAUGUGAAGAUAAUCAAUGUUGAUGAUAUCCAAGAAGCUUCAAGGGAGAGUGAUGGAUACUUCAUCAAAAGCGGCAUUGUCACGGUGAUCAAGGACGCCUUAAUUCCUAGCGGGACAGUCAUAUAG